Salvia hispanica is the source of this 709-nucleotide messenger RNA. RefSeq names its product nucleoside diphosphate kinase 1. The record is from RefSeq and is a predicted model, not a curated record. Lineage: Eukaryota; Viridiplantae; Streptophyta; Magnoliopsida; Lamiales; Lamiaceae. Gene Ontology annotation, biological process: UTP biosynthetic process; CTP biosynthetic process; GTP biosynthetic process. Gene Ontology annotation, molecular function: nucleoside diphosphate kinase activity.
UUUGUGUGCCUUGGCACAUCUAUAUAUAUACAGUCAUACACGCCGCUUGAUUAGAACAUUUUACUUCAGUCGAAACUCGCAAACCGAAUUCAUUCAGCAGAAAUGGAGCAGACCUUUAUCAUGAUCAAGCCCGAUGGCGUCCAAAGGGGCCUGGUUGGUGAGAUUAUUGGAAGGUUUGAGAAGAAGGGCUUCACUUUGAAAGGGUUGAAGUUUAUGACCGUUGAUCGUGCUUUUGCUGAGAAGCACUAUGCCGAUUUAUCUGCAAAGCCCUUCUUCAAUGGCCUCGUUGAGUACAUUGUCUCUGGCCCUGUUGUUGCCAUGGUGUGGGAAGGCAAGAACGUCGUAGCCACCGGGAGAAAGAUCAUCGGUGCCACCAACCCUGCUGAGUCUGCCCCUGGCACCAUCCGUGGUGAUUACGCCAUUGAUAUUGGCAGGAAUGUGAUUCAUGGCAGUGAUGCUGUGGAGAGUGGAAGGAAGGAGAUUGCUCUAUGGUUUCCAGAGGGGAUCGCGGAAUGGAGGAGCAGCCUUCACUCUUGGAUCUACGAAUAGAUGUCGCAUCUAGUAUGCCUCAUGGCGUUAUGUACCCGCAACUUAUGUUGUUAGACUUUACAUUGAGUUUAAUUUUGCAUUUGAAUGUUUGAAGAUGCUAUUAUUAUGUGUCACCUCUUUAUCUCUCUUUCUUCCUAACAUAAAUAAGGGGAUGACAAGA